UUACUUGAUACAACUAGAUGUCAUCUACAUCGCCAUUUGUGAGAAGUCGACAAGCCAAGAGCGAGCUUUCACCUUCCUGCAGCAGGUGGCCCAGGAAUUCUUCACGCAGUACGGCGACCGCGUCAAGCAGGCGACCAGACCCUACUCCUUCAUCGAGUUUGAUACCACUCUGCAAAAAUUGCGUCGGUCGGCUGGGGGACGCAGAAGGGUGUUCGGGAUGACCAGCCUUCAGUCUGAGCUGCAGGACGUCCACACCAUUUUCAGGGACAACAUAGACAAUGUUCUGGAGCGCGGUGUCACUCUCUCAGAUCUGGAAGGCAAAGGAUCGGGCUUGAGAGUGUUGUCGCAGGAGUAUCGCAAGGACGCCCAACGCCUUAACCUGCGAACAUUCUACACUAAGGCCGUGGCUGCGUCAGUCAUCGCCCUUGUUUUGAUUUUCUAUUUCUUUUUUUUGUAGACACUUUUUAGGUGACAUUUUUUGUAUAGUUAAUUUCUGAAGGUUCUUUGUGGUGGAAACCACUAAAAGUACUUUUGUAAAUUAACGAGAAAUUUAUAUUUGUGUGUGGUUAUAGGUGAAAAUUAUUUAUAUUGUAGAUUUAAAAGUCUUGUGAUACUGAAAAGAGGAUGAUAUAUUAUUUGUAAAAACAAGUUAUUUGUACUGCAGUGCAGUAUUAUGUUUUAUAUAAAUAAAACUCACAUCUGUA
Homarus americanus (American lobster) is the source of this 704-nucleotide messenger RNA. Its product is annotated as vesicle-trafficking protein SEC22b-A-like. Gene Ontology annotation, cellular component: endoplasmic reticulum membrane; endoplasmic reticulum-Golgi intermediate compartment; ER to Golgi transport vesicle membrane. The record is from RefSeq and is a predicted model, not a curated record. Gene Ontology annotation, molecular function: SNAP receptor activity. Gene Ontology annotation, biological process: endoplasmic reticulum to Golgi vesicle-mediated transport; retrograde vesicle-mediated transport, Golgi to endoplasmic reticulum; vesicle fusion with Golgi apparatus. NCBI's taxonomy places the organism in Eukaryota, Metazoa, Arthropoda, Malacostraca, Decapoda, Nephropidae.